AUGUAUCAAAACAUUCAAAAUUAUAAUAGCGAACAAGAUAUAGAAUCUUCUCACAAUGAAGAGUUAUUUGAAAAUUUAGAAUUAUUCAAUAUCAAGAAUUCUGAUAAUAUUUCAACAGCUGGGAUAUUAGAUGUAUACCAGUUUUCUAAUUCUGCUUGUAAUAUAAUUGAAGUACUGAAUGAAAUUUUUAAGAAAAAUAUAGAAUCUAAUUAUAAUUUUGAAGAGGUUGUAGAAGAUCCUACUAUAGAAGAUUUCAAUAUAGAAUUUAAUGAUGAUGAAAUUUCUGAAGAGUUGAUUAUAGAGGAUUUUAAUACAGAAUCUGAAGAAUCAAAUAUAGAGGAUUCUAAUACAGAAACUGAUUCAGUAGAUUUUGACAACUUUUAUGAA
Messenger RNA from Racocetra fulgida, 387 nucleotides. NCBI's taxonomy places the organism in Eukaryota, Fungi, Glomeromycota, Glomeromycetes, Diversisporales, Gigasporaceae. The record is from the annotation of a GenBank genome assembly.